Messenger RNA from Staurois parvus, 351 nucleotides. Lineage: Eukaryota; Metazoa; Chordata; Amphibia; Anura; Ranidae. The record is from the annotation of a GenBank genome assembly.
GGGACAGUUACUCCUCUUUCCUGGGACUAGAGACAUGUCAGGAAGUAAGUGGAAACCUUAUCAAAGUGAGGAGAGUUCCCCUCUUACACAGUUGUCCCUGGAACCCUUCCCAUCAGCCCCUGUUCUGGUGACAACAGCACAAUUUUGGAAUUCCUAUCCUUUACCCAUGGGGCAGACUGACAACUCAUGGGGCCCCGGGCAAUAGGGGAUCAUGGGGCCCCUGUGUCCUUGCCCAAACUCAAAAAAGCCUAUGAAAAAGGUACCAGGGGCAUCUCAUGGGGCCCCCUACUGACCUCGGGCCCUCGGGCAGUGCCCGAGUUUCCAAAUGGUCAGUCCGCCCCUGCUCUGCAC